AUCGGAGCUUACCAAUAACAGAGGCAGUGUCAUUUGCUUUACUGAUCUCUCGUUCGUUUUCCUUCCUGGUAUGGAGGAUGAUGGAACUUUCAGUACUCAAUCAGUUUAUCAUCUCUACUCACAUGGGUCUCUUCUCUUAUCCCCAUAAGACCUACCAAUUAACAGCAGCUCCGGUUUCAUAUUUUAGAACUGGUUCACCGUUCCAGCGGUUGGUAUCAUUUCCAAAUCCCUCAAGAGAACAACCUAACAGGAGUUCUGCGAGAUGGGGCAUCAAAACCACCGUAGCUUGUUUUGGGGAAAAGAUGGCUGAUGGUUAUUCUCCAACAAAAGAACUCCGACGGAUUCUUGAGUCUCCAGGGAUUCAUCAGGGCCCAGCUUGUUUCGAUGCUCUCAGCGCGAAGCUGGUGGAAAGAGCAGGAUUUGAGUUCUGUUUUACAAGUGGAUUUUCGGUCUCUGCUGCUAGGUUGGGAUUACCAGACGUGGGCCUUAUUUCCUACGGAGAAAUGGUUGAUCAGGGGCAUCAGAUCACACAAGCUGUGUCUAUCCCUGUAAUUGGAGAUGGAGAUAAUGGAUACGGGAAUGCAAUGAAUGUCAAGAGAACUGUCAAAGGAUUCAUAAAGGCUGGCUUUUCAGGGAUUAUUCUCGAAGAUCAGGUUCAUAUUCUGUGUUUACCAGUGGUUCGUUUCAUAUGGAUUAUGGGAUUGUUUAGUAGUUUUGGACUCCACUACAGUGCCAAUAUGCUUGAAGGAGGUGGAAAAACACCAAUACUAAAUCCUGUUGAACUUGAGGAGAUGGGGUUUAAAAUCGUGAGCUACCCGUUGUCCUUGAUUGGGGUUUCUAUUCGAGCCAUGCAGGAUGCACUUAUAGCCAUUAAAGGUGGUCGCAUUCCUCCUCCUGGAAACUUGCCAUCUUUUGAAGAAAUUAAGGAAAUUCUAGGUUUUAAUGCUUACUCUGAAGAAGAAGAGCAUUAUGUUACCAACAUUAAUAAUCUUUCUCUGCAGAGAGGUUCUUUACUAUCAAGCAGCAAUACAUGCAAUAUACAGCAGAGCACACCAGAUGUUAUUGGAGAAAGUGGUCAAAGUCGGCAGGAUCCUGUCAUUGAAGUGAUAACUCCUGAUGUGUACAAUAACUAUGGUGCAGAUGGUCCAAGGGGUCCAUUCUCUGGGAUUUGGUCCCGCACAUUAAGAGUGAAGAUCACCGGAAGGGAUGGAUUUGAGAAACUUGAUAUCAGGAUUCCUGCUGGGUUCUUGGAUGGAAUCACCAAUAUUGUUCCAGCUUUGGGCGGUGUAAAUAUCAAGGCGUUAUUAGAUGAUGCAGUUGGAGAAACCGGAGGAAAGUUGUUGGAUUUUAAUGACUCAGUAGGUGACAGGAUUCAAGUUUUUCUGGAAUGAAUCAUUACAUUAAUCUAUUGUGAACUUUAGCUUAGCAUGAAACAGGUAAGAUCUCUAGGUUGCACAACUGUGUUAACUGAUAACUGAAUAUAUACUUUGGAACCAAUAAAAUGAGGUAGCUGUUAAGUAACAAUAGUCCAUUUUAGUUCUGAAA
Molecule: messenger RNA, 1545 nt
Organism: Nelumbo nucifera (sacred lotus)
Lineage: Eukaryota; Viridiplantae; Streptophyta; Magnoliopsida; Proteales; Nelumbonaceae
Source: RefSeq, a predicted model, not a curated record